AUGGCCGAAAACGCAGCAAAGAGACUCAAGAUGUCGCCCGUUAUCAUUGGCACCCACAAUGGCCACUUCCACGCCGAUGAGGCCCUGGCCGUGCACAUGCUGCGCAAGCUGCCCACCUACCACGACUCCCAGCUGAUCCGUACGCGCGAUCCCAAGCUCCUCGAGACCUGCCACACCGUCGUCGACGUCGGUGGCGAGUACGACGACAGCAAGAAGCGCUACGACCACCACCAGCGCGGCUUCACCACCACUUUCCCCGGCAAGAACACCAAGCUGUCGAGCGCCGGCCUCGUCUUCAUGCACUUCGGCAAGGCCAUCAUCGCCCAGAAGCUCAGCGAGGGCGCGGAGCAGGCUGUCGCCGAGGACAGCGCCGAGGUCGAGCUGCUGUACAAAAAGCUGUACGAGAGCUUCGUCGAGGCCCUGGACGCCCACGACAACGGCAUUUCCGUCUAUGACCCCAAGGCCGUCGCUGCUGCGGGUCUCGAGAAGCGCUUCAGCGAGGGCGGCUUCACCCUCGGCUCCGUCGUCGGCCGCCUGAACCCCAACUGGAACGACCCGGUGCCUUCGGACCCCGCCGAGGCGCAGAAGCUCGAGGAUGAGCGCUUCGUCAAGGCGAGCCGCCGCAUCGGCGAGGAGUUCGACGCCGACCUUGACUAUUACGCCAAGGCAUGGCUGCCCGCCCGCGCCGUCGUGCAGGCCGCCUUCGAGAAGCGCACGCAGUACGACCCCGAGGGCCGUGUGUUGGUGCUCGAGGGCCAGAGCGCCCCCUGGAAGGACCAUCUGUACUCGCUCGAGGAGGGCAAACCCUCGGUCGUGUACGUCCUGUACCCCGAGAAGCCCGCGCCCGGUGCCAAGUGGCGUGUGCAGGCAGUGCCCGUCACCAAGGACUCAUUCGAGAGCCGCAAGCCGCUGCCCGAGGCGUGGCGCGGAUUCAGAGACGAGGAGCUGGACGGCAUCUCUGGCAUCCCCGGCGGCGUCUUCGUCCACGCAGCGGGCUUCAUUGGUGGAAACAAGACCUUCGAGGGCGCCAGGGACAUGGCGGUCAAGGCGCUGAGUCUGUAA
Molecule: messenger RNA, 1062 nt
Organism: Colletotrichum higginsianum IMI 349063
Lineage: Eukaryota; Fungi; Ascomycota; Sordariomycetes; Glomerellales; Glomerellaceae
Product: Myg1 protein
Exons: 1
Coding region: 1-1062 (353 amino acids)
Cellular component (GO): nucleus; cytoplasm
Source: RefSeq, a predicted model, not a curated record